Molecule: messenger RNA, 3344 nt
Organism: Bacillus rossius redtenbacheri
Lineage: Eukaryota; Metazoa; Arthropoda; Insecta; Phasmatodea; Bacillidae
Product: cilia- and flagella-associated protein 91-like
Exons: 15
Coding region: 286-2280 (664 amino acids)
Source: RefSeq, a predicted model, not a curated record
GCAGAAGAUUCUUGUAGUAGGUACCCAACUACCACCAGCAAACUUGUAUUUCUCUAAGUAUACUAUAUUAUAUCAGUGAGGUUGUUGUCCCAAGCAAUACCUAAAAUUUAGUUACACUUAAUUCAGAUAUGAUACAUUCACUUAAUAAUAAAUAGAUAGUACCUACAUAAAGCAUGAAUUGAAAUUUUUUUUUACAUAGAUUAAUUUGUUUGGGUAUCUGAUAAUAUACUAACAGUUUCUGGUGCAAAAGACUACAAUAGAUGCAUUAUAGCAGCAGAAAGAAGUAUGGCUGAGUGUAAAAUACGCCCCAUCUUCGGUAACAUGUUCAGCGACAAUCGGCCAAGGUUCCAGGUCUGCCUGAAGCCCUCAGACAGAAUCCCGAUGUUCAUAAACAAGAACUGGCAUUCUAGACAAGUUCCACCGGAGUUGAAGGCAGAUCCAAAAGUUGACAUUGUAGGUGUGGACCGCCAUCGCUUCUUCUCCAAGCCGACGGUGCCGAUGCUCCUGCCCGCGACCCUCGUGACUCCGGCGGCGGAAGUGGCGACGACGUGCGCCCCAGAGCCGUGCCGGGCCCCCGCCGCGUCGGCCGUGCCCGCCUCGCGCUCGCACGGCACCCAGACCGACUACAGGGAGUCGGAGGCCCAGACGACGCCCUGGGCCCCGCCCUGCAGGGUCGCCGACGGCAGCAGCCCGGAGGUGCUCUCCCUGGCCAUGCUCUCCUGGGGCCACGGCCUGCCCGCCGGGAUGCACGAGGUGAGGAUCAUCGAGCGCGCGCGCGUGCGCAGGAAGUGGGAGGAAGCCGUCGCCGCCGCCGACAACCAGAAGGACAUCUCGGACAUCCUGGAAGCCAUGGAGCGGGAGGAAUGGUCCAACAGAGAGCAGGAGAUUCAGAUGCUCCACGACGCGAGGCUAGAAGUGGCUCGCAGGAUCGGGGAAGAGACCAAGCAAGAAGCGCGGGACCGUCUGGAGGAGAGGCUGAGGCGCUACAGGCUGACAAAGGAGCGCGAGAAGGAGCGCAAGCUCCACAGCAUCAGGCACCAGCACAACAGAGAGCUGCGCAGGCUGGCCAUGAAACACCAAGGGGUGCAGAGGAAAUACGUUCGGAGCAACGUGAUAGACGAGCUGGCGGACUACUCGUCAGAGCUGUACGCUCCGCAGAUGAGGUUUGGAGAGCACCCUCGUCGGCGUCAUGAAGUCAUCAAGGUGAAGAAGAACAUCCUCUCACAACUCACAGGAGAGGAGACGGUGGACAGCGUGGCCAGGAGGCGCCCCGCGUUCGACUACGAACGGGCUGCCGUCCCCAGGAAGCAGGGCGAGAUGUGCGCGCGUGACGCGCGGUGGCUUGAGCAGGUCCUGCAAAAGCUGCACGAGGACUUGCUGGCUCUGCGACAGAAGCAGACGGAACCGCUGCCGCCCCUGAGGCUGUUGGUGAGACUGGAGAAGCCGCUGCCCCGCCCCGAGACCCCUGGGACCGAGGGAGUCCCCGACGAGGAAGAACAAGUGUACCAGGCUGCAGUUCUGCUCCAGAAGCUCAUCAAAGGCCGUGCAAUUCAGACCUUGAUGCACCAAGGGCGCAUCAGGUGCCAAGCGCUGAUAGACGAACUGAAAACGACACACUCCCUGACAGAGGCUGGCAUGGCGGAGGUGGCUCAGCGGAAGCUUCAGGUGGAAUCCUUGUACGAGCAGCGGGAAAGCUCUCACAUGGAGGAGAGGAGGCGACUGGGCGUGGUGGACGCCGUGCAAGGCAGAGAGAUCGGCUCCACGCUGGACUUCCUGUCCAGCGAGCUGUGCCGUCUGCUGGACGAGCGUCGCGCCCAUGCGUUUGCGCUCAUGGCCGAGAGGGAGCGCCACCGCCGGGAGGCGGCCGAGGCCGGCCGGCGCCAGGCCGAGGAAGCCAGGCGACGCGAGCAUGACCAAAUGUUCGCGCAGGUGAUGAAGGUCCAGCAAGACACGGUGGACUUGUACCUGGAGGACGUGAUCCUGGAGAGUGUGGAGUGGGCGAGCGAGGACAGCUCCCGGCGGUACAUCAGGGGCCUGGCCGCGAAGAUGGACCAGGCCGCAGCGGAGGCACACAGCAGGGGCAACUACAUUGAGCAGGAGGAGAUGGUGGCAGACCUGAUACACAACUACCUGCUGCCGGAGGCGGAGAAGCGACGCGUGAGGCAGCGCAUCAAGGACAGGCAGAGGCGCUACCUGGAGGAGGCUCACGCUGCCAUCCAGCAGAGCACGCCUCUGGGCGGCCGGCAAGGUGCUAUGCCAGAUGAACCACAGUCAGACUGACACCAAACCACAUUCCCUACAACUCCACAGAUACACUACAGACCAACAAUAUGUGGUGUUAAGUAAUAGUGUUAUAAGCAACUUAGAAAAACAAAUAUCUAAAUAUAUUUCAUAAAAAAAUUCAUGGUAAUUGUCAAAAUAACGUUUACAAGAAUUUUUAAAUAUUAAGUGAUUUUUACUGAUUGGGCACAUGCUCAUGUUUUUAUUAUUUUUGAUCAAUCACACACAUCCAGUAAUAUGCAACUACAUUGACAGUCAAUAAGUUUAUGCCUUUUUUUUAUUGCAUUAAAAUGUGUGAUAGUUUGUCAGAUUUAGGACACAAUCCUUAUAGUUUACAUGCAAAUGGAAACAGAUAACAACAAAUCUAAAAAGUGUGUGCAGACCCAUAUAUGGUACAUGCACUAUGCAGUUGCAGUUCUUCAAAGGUUGUAGUCAAUGUGAUGUUUUAUAUUUGUGCCCAAAAAUUAUCCUUUGUCUAGUUCAUCCUGUAUUUUAAAUUGUACAAUGUCUGAGGGGAUAUGUAAUUCAAAUACUAAAAUUAAAACUGAUAGUUAAUACUCAUUUUAAUUCUCAAAUGUUUAUUGAAGAUUUGACAGGGAGGAUGAAUAAAAUAAUAAUUCCAUAAGGAAUUGAAUAUCAAUAUACUCCACUAGAUAUUCUACCAAAAAGAAAGUUUGGAGUUAUCAGAACCAAACUUGUCACAGUGAUGAAUAUGGCAUUUUACUGGAAUGGAAAACAAAUUAGGGUGUACACAAAACUAUUAAAAAAACACAGUGUGUCAAAAUAUUUUUUUCCAGGAAAACCAUUAUAAAAACAAUUGUGAACACAGUAUAAAACAAUUAUGUAUUAACAUUUAUUAACAUGUAAUGCUUGAACAUGUAACACUUCUUUAAUCUGAAGACAAAACUUCCUCUUCCAUUUCCAUCUGACUUCCCUCUUCGUCUUCGUCCACAUCGGACCACCGACUCCCAGACUCUUCGCUGGCACUGCCCACUCCAUUCAGCAUGUCUUCAGUAUCCGAAGAGUCAGAUUCUACAACAAACCAACCACAGGUGUACUCACUC